Molecule: messenger RNA, 600 nt
Organism: Pochonia chlamydosporia 170
Lineage: Eukaryota; Fungi; Ascomycota; Sordariomycetes; Hypocreales; Clavicipitaceae
Exons: 1
Coding region: 1-600 (199 amino acids)
Source: RefSeq, a predicted model, not a curated record
AUGCCAUCACCACAUCAAACGCACGACGGUAUGGGAACCAACAGAAACAGACACUGGGCGAUGCAACAUGUGACCCCGAUCGGAGUACAGAGACCUCCGGACGCUACUCAAGCCUGCACUACACACGCUGAGUGCGUGCGUGCGUGCGUGUGUGUACUGCCAGUCGCUUGUGUCCAUGCCCUGCGCAAUGACUGCAUAAUUAGCACAUGGGCUCCAUGCGGCUGCGGGCUGCCUUUGGCUGAACGCCAAUCCUGCCUUGGUGCUUGGGUCUGGGGAUUGGCUGCGGGAACGAUUUGUUGGCGACCAAGCCACCUUACUGUGCAAGAUGGCUUGAGUCUGGAUCGGCAUCCAUUCGCUGUGAAAGGUGAUCAUCUUUGGCUGACUUGUCUUUUAUGUUUUUUUUUUAACAAGGGAAAAUGCGGCGCCAAGGUCCGAAUGGUGGUCCCAUUUCAAAAUAUCCCGGCUGACAUCAUGUAUAUCGGACUAGCCGCCACGUCGAUUUUUCUGAUCGAUAGUUGCACCAUCUCAACACCACCGCCGGUUUGCCAGCCAGGUCGGACAUGUCGCGACCGGCAGCAUUCACCAGUCUUGCGUCUCUAA